Rhododendron vialii is the source of this 1114-nucleotide messenger RNA. Its product is annotated as transcription factor SRM1-like. The record is from RefSeq and is a predicted model, not a curated record. Lineage: Eukaryota; Viridiplantae; Streptophyta; Magnoliopsida; Ericales; Ericaceae. Bases 141 to 815 code for a protein of 224 amino acids. The transcript is spliced from 2 exons. Gene Ontology annotation, molecular function: DNA binding.
CCUCAUCGCAACAAAUAUACCCAACAAAACCCCCAUAAAUCUCUCACCAAACCCCUAUCUUUUAUUUUAGAUUAGAGAGAGAAAAUCUAGAGCAACAUAAAAAAAAGGAAAAACUAACAGAUUGAUUCAAUUCGAAUUCAAUGAUGGUGGGCGAACAAGCAAACGAUUAUCGGUGGUCGACGACGAUGUCCAAUUCCUUGGCGACCGAUUCAUCGGCUUGGUCGAGAAACGAGGACAAGGUGUUCGAGCGGGCGUUGGUGGCGUUCCCCGAGGAAAUGGCCGACCGGUGGGAGAAGAUCGCCGAACGGAUCCCCGGGAAGUCGGCGGGGGAGGUGAAGGCGCACUACGAGGCGCUGGUGCAGGACGUGAUCGAGAUCGACUCGGGCCGGGUCGAGCUGCCGAGUUACCCCGACGAGUCGGAGUCGGAGUCGGCGCUCGGGUGGGAGGCGGCCGAGUCGAGUCAGAUCUCGUUUGGGCCGGCGGCGGGGAGGAAUAGGGGCGGGGAGGUCGAGAGGAAGAAAGGGACUCCGUGGACAGAAGAAGAACACAGAUUAUUUCUAAUUGGUCUCCAAACAUACGGCAAAGGGGACUGGAGGAGCAUUUCGAGAAAUGUGGUAGUGACUAGAACACCUACCCAAGUGGCUAGCCAUGCCCAGAAAUUCUUUCUCCGCCAGAACUCCAUCAAGAAGGACAGGAAGAGGUCAAGCAUUCAUGACAUCACUACCACCGUUGAUACCCAACCUAUUCCUCCACCGUCUCACUUCCCAAAUCAAGGAGGCUCCAUGGGGUACCAAAACUUCAACUAUUCGAUGUAGAGAUGACCAAGAUAAGAAAUGCGUAGGAUUGUAUAUAAAACAAAUACUUGGAAUUGACUAGCUAGUCUGUAGAGCUUUAUUCAUUCUCAACUUAUAGUUAGUUAGGGGAUGUGAAUAUCAGGGAUAGGAUGUGAAUUUCAGGUACAGAUUUAGGUUUAGCACGACACGGCUUGCUGUUUACUUAUCGAGUUAUAUGUGUCGUGUACUUCCAAGUGAUCUAGAACUCAUUAAUUAUAUAUUUUAUAUCAUCUUAUUCCACAUGUAAUAGAAGCUAUAUGAGCAUUGGCUGGUAAUUGGGU